This is a messenger RNA of Dujonia railenensis, 1704 nucleotides long. The record is from the annotation of a GenBank genome assembly. Lineage: Eukaryota; Fungi; Ascomycota; Pichiomycetes; Serinales; Debaryomycetaceae.
AUGGGCUAUCUUGACUUCCUUCGUGCGAAGACAAACGAUAUUGUUAUCGGUAGAAAGCAUGACAUUAAGCGCUCUGAGCCAACUGUCGUUGAUGAGGACGGAAAGGAAAUUGCAGACGAUAAUGAACAUGAAUAUGACGCCAACUCUAGUACUCUCCAAGAGUCCGAACCUUAUAUAGACUUGAGUCUUAACUUGACUCCUGAAGAGUUAGCCAAGAGGGAAACUGCAUGGUUCAAGUUCAGACUCUUUCUUUGGGACUCUUACGAUAAGCACCCAAAGGAAAAGAAGUUUUUAUUUAAGCUUGAUUUCUUUUUAAUGUCUUCUUCGAUGUUGGGGUAUUUUAUCAAAAAUUUAAAUCAAUCUAACAUCACCACCGCCUAUGUUAAUGGAAUGAGUGAACACUAUAAUAUGAAUAAAAAUCAACUUAAUUACUUGACUACUUUAUGGACAGUGGGUUACAUUUUGGGUCAGAUUCCUUCCAAUUUAAUUUUGCACAGAAUUUCAGCUCGUUAUUAUUUGGGUGGUUUGGAGAUUAUUUGGGCCAUAUUGACAUUACUUCUCAUCACCUGUAAGGAUUUGAAGUCAAUGUACGCACUUAGAUUCUUCUUGGGCUUAACAGAGGCUGGGUAUUUCCCAGGUUUAGAGUACUUAGUUGGAAGUUGGUACAGCAAACAGGAACUUUCUAAAAGAUCUUCUUUCUUCGCUUGUGCUGGUGUUGCGGCAGGCCUUGUUUCGGGACCUUUGCAACAAUCCAUUUUGCAGAAUUUUCAAAAUUCCAGAUACAAGCCAUUUCAAUACAUGUUUAUUUUUGAUGCAGUGAUUUCAUUCCCAAUUGGGAUUUACACAAUGUUUGUUGAUCCAAACACUCCAUCGACAACUACUGCAUGGUAUUGGAAUAAGGACGAUGUAUUGAUUGCUCUAGAAAGACGUAGAAGAAUUGGUGCUCAAUUGAAUACGAGAGAAAAAUACUCAUGGAAGAAGAUAAAGUCGUUUUUCACUACAUGGCACAUUUGGGUCUUCCCAUUAGUGUUUUUAGCGUACAACAAUUCAGGCGCAGCUAUUAGUCAACCUACCUUCACCACAUGGAUGAAGUUAGAUUUAAAAGUAUCGUCAUAUGUUUAUAACACUUACCCAGCAAUUUUAUCUGGUAUUGGAAUUGCCGUGACUAUCUUUAUCUCCUAUUAUGCUGAUUACAUUGGCGGAGAGAAAAAUCACCAAUUCGUAGCCGCAUUCUUCAUAUGUUUAAUUAUCGGAUGUUCUUCUUUAUCAUACUGGGAUAUACCAGUUAAUUACCAUUGGCUCUGUUACUUCUUGAUUGGUGUUCCAACAUCUUGGGGUCAGCCACAAAUCUUUUCUUGGGUAAACAGAUUGUUGUUUGAAGAUGACAUGAAGAGAAAUUUCGUUGUUGUCGUCACGAACACUUUAGCUUACGUGACUGGUGCUUGGGUUCCAAUUUUAGUUUGGAACACAAAGAAUCAACCAGAAUAUUUCGUUGGGUUCACGUAUACUGCUGUUUUAUCUUCGUUUGGGUUAGUAAUGACUGGAGUUGCCUAUUAUUUCACAAGAAGAGAUAAUCUUAGACUUCAAGAAAAGUUAGCUACGCAGAACGCUUUGUUAGUUGAAAGUUCCAGUACUGACACUGACGCUCCAAGUGUGACAGAGAAGCUUCCACUGCAGGUUAUUGUAACGGAGGAAAGAGUCUAG